UAUCACUCCAGAUUGCAUUGCCAGUAAAAUCCGGAAACAGCCUUCUGCAAGCAGCUCUCGUCUUAUUCAAUUCCUCGGCUUAUCUCUUGAAAAUCUGUCUCUAUUUGCGGUUCAUUGGCGAAAGCGGGACACAGGAAUCAGUAUCAAUGGCUACCAUUGCACCUCCUCGACCACAGGAAUCAGUAUCGACGGCUACCAUUGCAACUGCUCGCAAGCUGCAAGUGAAGGACCCUGUGCCGGCCGAUAUUGUCAUCGCACAGUCCGUAGAGCCGACGCCGAUAUCUGAGAUUGCCAAGGCUGUUGGUCUGCAGCCGUCCGAGUACGAGCUCUACGGGAAUCUCAAGGCUAAGGUUUGCUUGUCCGUGAAGGACCGGCUGAAGGACGCAAAGGAGGGAUAUUAUGUGCUGGUUGCGGGAAUCUCACCAACGCCGCUAGGAGAGGGCAAAUCCACCACCACCAUCGGGCUCGCACAGGCCCUUGGAGCCCACCUCGACAAGGCGUGCAUUGCGUGCAUCCGUCAGCCGAGCAUGGGACCCACCUUUGGCAUCAAGGGAGGAGCAGCCGGAGGAGGCUACAGCCAGGUGAUCCCGAUGGAAGACUUCAACCUGCACCUCACCGGCGACAUCCACGCCAUCACCGCGGCCAACAACCUCCUCGCCGCCGCCAUCGACACUCGAAUCUUCCACGAAGCCGCUCAGUCUGACAUGGCGCUCCUGCGCCGCCUGUGCCCGGCGGACAAGGAGGGCAAGCGGCGGUUCUCUCCGGUCAUGCUCCGGCGGCUGAAGAAGCUGGGGAUCGAGAAGAGUGACCCUGACGCGCUGAGCGAGGACGAGGUGCGGCGGUUCGCGCGGCUGGAUAUCGACCCGGAGAAGAUCACGUGGCGCCGGGUGAUGGACAUCAAUGAUAGGUUUCUGCGCGGUAUCACCAUAGGGCAGGGUCCGGAGGAGCGGGGGCUGACUCGUCAGACGGGGUUUGACAUCAGCGUGGCGAGUGAGAUCAUGGCCGUGCUCGCCCUCACCACGUCGCUGGACGACCUGCGGGAGAGGCUGGGCCGCAUGGUCAUUGGCAGCAGCAGAGCGGGCGACGCCAUCACUGCUGACGACCUCGGGAUUGGUGGCGCGCUGACGGUCAUCAUGAAGGACGCCAUCCGCCCCACGCUGAUGCAGACCCUCGAGGGCACGCCCGUGCUGGUACACGCGGGCCCCUUCGCCAACAUCGCGCACGGCAACUCGUCCAUCAUCGCGGACCAGAUCGCGCUCAAGCUCGUAGGGGAGGGCGGCGUCGUGUGCACUGAGGCGGGGUUCGGCGCUGACAUUGGCGCAGAGAAGUUCUUCAACAUCAAGUGCAGGUACAGUGGUCUGCGCCCGCACUGUGCAGUGAUUGUGGCAACGGUGCGCGCGCUCAAGAUGCACGGAGGCGGCCCAGCAGUGGCGGCAGGGAAGCCCCUUGACCACGCAUACACCUCAGAGAACGUGGACUUAGUCGCCAAGGGGUGUGCCAACCUCGUCAGGCACAUAGAGAACACGAGGCGGUACGGCGUCGCAGUGGUGGUGGCGGUGAACCGGUUUGCUGCGGAUACCGAGGCUGAGCUGGAGGAGGUUCGGAAGGCAGCUUUGGCGGCAGGCGCGGUGGAUGCCGUUGUGUGCUCGAACUUCGCUCAUGGAGGGGCGGGCGCGGCAGCACUGGGAGCAGCAGUGGUGAAGGCAUGCAGUGAUGUGGCGGCCAGGGGGGCGAGUGGGGAGAGUGGGUUCAAGUUCCUCUAUGACCUGGACCGCAGCAUCAAGGAGAAGAUCGAGACCAUUGCCACCGUCACCUACGGUGCUGCUGGAGUGGAGUACUCGCCUGAGGCUGAGGCCAAGAUUGAGCAGUACACAAAGCAAGGAUUCGCCAAUCUGCCCAUAUGCAUGGCGAAGACACAGUACUCCUUCUCCCAUGAUGCGGCUCUCAAGGGCGCUCCUUCCGGUUUCACCCUUCCCAUCCGGGACGUGAGGGGCGGUGUUGGUGCGGGGUUCAUCUUCCCGCUCGUGGGUACCAUGAGCACCAUGCCUGGAUUGCCCACUAGGCCAUGCUACUUUGACAUAGAUCUCGACACAGACGACCGGCGACAUUAUUGGUUUGUCAUGAUACAUUUGAAGGGUGUACCAGCCCGGCUUGCAAGUUAGCCAAGCAUCGCGUGUUUUGGUGGUCUUCUAGGUUUCUUUAGCUUUGACAUUUCAUAUACGUGGCUAUAAGGAGGUGGUGCCUUGUCCUAGUUCCAUGUAAGUUGCAAUUCUCAGGGAAGGCAGUGGAUUCUCG
Closterium sp. NIES-67 is the source of this 2295-nucleotide messenger RNA. The record is from the annotation of a GenBank genome assembly. Lineage: Eukaryota; Viridiplantae; Streptophyta; Zygnematophyceae; Desmidiales; Closteriaceae.